Messenger RNA from Fraxinus pennsylvanica, 3231 nucleotides. Lineage: Eukaryota; Viridiplantae; Streptophyta; Magnoliopsida; Lamiales; Oleaceae. The record is from the annotation of a GenBank genome assembly.
AUGGGGGAAGGUGAAGGUGAAGUUUGCAUGUCUGUUUUGAACGAUGGAUUGAUGGAUAUUGACAAGCAACUCGAAGUGAAGCGCGACCAGCCAUGGAUGUUGGAUGGUGCUGAAGUAGAACCCUAUGCGAAGAGACAGGCAAAGGAAUCUUGUGUUCAAAGAAAGGCAAGUGAAGGUUUGAAUAAAUCUGAUUUAGAGCCUAUCACUGAGAGCCAUAAUAUAGAAGUUUUGAACAAUAAUAAGUUAGAGCAUUUCGAAGGGGAGAUAAAAGAAGUUUUGAAUGGUACUGAAAAACAACCUUGGGCUGAAAGCCAGGCAGAGGAAGUUCCUAAUGAUUCAGAAUCAAAGCCUUUAGCUCAUACCCAAGACAAAGGAAUUAUAAAAAGUAGUGAAUUAGAUGCUUGGGCUCAAGAUGUAAGAGAGGAAGUUUUGAACAGUAGGGAGUUGCGGCCCUUUGCUGAAAGUGGCAAAAAUGAAGCUUUUAAUGAAAAUUGUGAGCAAAGGCUGUUAAAAGAAGUGUUAAAUGGUGUUAAACUAGAGCUGAAGGAAGCAACAAAUGACCUUGAGGUGGUACAUUCUGCUGAUAAUCAUGUUAUGAAAGCACUAGAAGAUGGUGACUUGGAGCAUUUUUCUGCUGAAGAUAAGGUGACAGAAGCACCAAAUGACGUUGAAUUGGAGCCUUACGCUAAUAAUCAAGUGAAAGAGGCGUCCAAUGAUGAUAUUUUAUCUGAAGUUUCAAAUCCAUUUCUGUCUCCCAAGGAUGUUACUUCAAGCGUGACCACUAUUAGCCAACGAGCUGAAAUGGUUGGAAAGGACCGUGUUGGUUCUGGAGAGAUUUUAUAUUCAUGUUCCCGAAACUUGAGCAACAGAAGUUUGUGCGAGGAAGAGCACAAUAGAAAUGAAACGUCAGAAUCAGUUACUGUUUCCCGUGUUGUGCUCGAAAUUCCGAAGGAUGUUAGCACCACUGGUAUAAGGAAGAUCACAUUUAAGUUUAGCAAACCCAAGGAGGAUUUUUACUUGGCGGUUCCUGCUGCUGAGCCUUUGACUAAUAAUGGAUUUCCUAAUUACUAUGUUGACAAUCCAUCACGUGGUCCUGUUUCUCAGCCCAUACCAAGCAAUCACUACAAAAAUGCGUGGAAUGCUUUUGAUUUUGGUGAUAUGAACGGAGAAAUGAACUCAUCCAAAGAUGUGAAUGAUUUUCAUGAAACCCAAAGUCCUUUCCCAUGUGUACCCAACAGGGAAUUGAAGAUGUCUAAGAAGGUAAUUCCAGAGAAUUACCCAACAAAUGUUAAAGAGCUUCUGUCUACUAGAAUUCUGGAAGGAGCAAGAGUGAAGUAUAUUUCUAUUUCCAGGGAGAGAGAGGUUCCAGGAAUCAUAAAAGAUGGUGGUUAUUUGUGUGGUUGUUCAAUUUGCAACUUCUCUAAAGUGGUUAGUGCAUAUGAGUUCGAAGUGCAUGCUGGUAGCAAGACUAGACAUCCAAAUAAUAAUAUAUAUCUGGAGAAUGGGAAGCCCAUUCACAGUAUAAUUCGAGAAAUGAAGACUGCACCUCUCAGCAUGCUAGAUGAAGUAAUACAAGAUGUGGCUGGUUCUUCCGUCAAUGAAGAGUACUUCCAAGUUUGGAAAGCAAACCUUCAACAUGAUAAUGAGAUGGUCUAUGCCGACCAAAUUCGUCACAGCCAUUGCUUUGGAACACACCCCUCCGCAAUCAGCUAUCUGAGUCAGACUACUGAAGACUCUGGAACUCCUGCUUGUUCUUAUUCUCACAACAAGGCCUUAAAUCAGCAGAGCUAUGUAGAGGCCCCAGCAGAGCAGAAGCGCUUGAUCAAAAAGCCGAGACACUAUUUUUCUAGUUCAGUUGGAGAACAUAAGAGAUCUUUUGAAGGUGGCACGAAAAAAAGGGAUAAUGAUUUACAUCGAUUGCUUUUCAUGCCAAAUGGACUUCCGGAUGGGACUGAUUUGGCUUACUAUUCGAGAGGAAAGAGGAUUAUUGGUGGUUACAAGCAAGGGAAUGGUAUAGUCUGUAGUUGUUGUAACACUGCGAUUAGUCCUUCCCAGUUCGAGGCCCAUGCUGGAUGGGCAGCAAAACGUCAACCAUAUCGUCAUAUCUAUACAUCCAGUGGCUUGACACUUCAUGAUGUAGCUUUAAUGUUGGCAAAUGGUCAAAAUCUUGCCACUGGUAGCAGUGAUGAUAUGUGUGCUGUAUGCGGGGAUGGAGGGGAACUUAUUAUAUGUAAUGGUUGCCCUCGGGCUUUUCAUGCAGCUUGUUUGGGUUUACAGUGUCUCCCUGCCAAUGAUUGGCACUGUCCAUUCUGCAGAGACAAAUUUGGACCUUGUAAGAGAGCAGCUGAGGAGUCAAGACCUAAUAUCAUUCGGCUGACAAGAGUUGUUAAAGCACCAGAGUCCGAACCUGGUGGUUGUGUUGUAUGCAGGUCCCAGGACUUUAGUGCUGCGAACUUUGAUGACCGUACCGUGAUACUCUGUGAUCAAUGUGAGAAGGAAUACCAUGUCGGCUGCCUGCGGGAAUCUGGGCUCUGUGAUCUGAAAGAACUGCCCCAGGAUAAAUGGUUUUGUUGUGACAAGUGCCAUAAGAUUUAUGUGGCACUUCAGAACUUUGCUUCCGGUGGACCUGAGGUGAUUCCAGCUCCUGUGUUAGCUGCACUAGCUACAAAACAUGCAGACAGAGGUCUAAGUGAUGGUUAUAGAAAUGACAUUCAUUGGCGAAUUUUAAGUGGAAAAAGUCGCCAUCCACAGCAUUUGUUGCUGCUUUCCCGUGCUGCAGCAAUCUUUCGUGAGCGCUUUGAUCCUAUUAUUUCCAAAUCUGGUCGAGAUCUCAUACCUGUUAUGGUGUAUGGGAGAAACAUAUCUGGGCAAGAAUUUAGUGGGAUGUAUUGUAUUGUUUUAAUAGUAAAGUCAGUAGUUGUAUCAGCUGGUCUUAUCCGGAUUUUUGGACGAGAGGUAGCAGAGCUUCCUUUAGUGGCUACAAGUAGAUCGAAACAAAGAAAAGGCUAUUUUCAAGCACUGUUUUCAUGCAUUGAGAGGCUACUUUCCUCUAUGAAUGUAAAAACUUUGGUACUCCCUGCUGCUGAGGAAGCUGAAUCUAUGUGGACGAAGAAGUUAGGCUUCAGAAAGAUGAGUGACGAACAAAUGUUUAAGUACACAAGGAUCCUUCAGUUAACAAUAUUUAAGGGGACAUCAUUGUUGGAAAAGGAGGUGCAGCCUGCAGCAGACUAG